AGUGAAAAGUAUACAACUAUAAAUGUGAAUAGAAAAAUAUAAAUAAUUUAUCCUUUUCCUGAGAAACAGUAACUAUCCCUUAUAUAUGUAACCAAUGAAUUGAACCAGUAUCCUCAUUCAAAAGCAAAAUGGAGUCUCAACAACUGAAUAUAGUUUUUCUUCCAUAUCCAACCCCUGGUCAUAUGAUUCCAAUGAUAGACACAGCAAGACUAUUUGCCAAACAUGGUGCUAAUGUCACAAUCAUCACAACACAUGCCAAUGUUUCAUCUUUCCAAAAAGCCAUAGACAGCGACUUCAGUGCAGGACACUCCAUCAAAACUCAGCUUAUUCAGUUCCCUUCAGCUCAAGUUGGUCUUCCUGAUGGAGUUGAGAACAUCAAAGAUGGAACUUCACUUGAAAUGCUUGGAAAAAUUACCCGCGGAAUAUGGAUGCUUCAAGACCAAAUUGAGAUUCUUUUUCAAGAUCUUGAACCAGAUUGUAUUGUCACUGAUAUGAUGUAUCCUUGGACUGUACAAUGUGCUGCAAAACUAGGCAUUCCAAGGCUUCAUUUUUAUAGCUCAAGCUAUUUCUCUAACUGUGCCUGUCAUUUUAUCAGGAAGUGUAAACCUCAUGAGGGUUUAGUUUCUGAUACAAACAAGUUUACAAUUCCUGGUUUGCCUCAUAGUAUUCAGAUGACCACUCUGCAGCUUCCUGAUUGGAUGAGGAAUAAGAGUUUUGCCACAGGCUACUUUGAAGAAAUGUUUGAAUCAGAGGAAAGAAGCUAUGGGACAAUAUGCAAUAGUUUUCAUGAACUUGAGAGUGAUUAUGAGAAACUUUGUAAGACUAUAAUGGGGAUCAAAUGUUGGAGUAUAGGACCAGUUUCAGCUUGGGCUAAUAAGGAUGAUGAUGAAAAAAAGGCCAACAGGGGACACAUGGAAAUCAACAACAUUGGAAAUGAGCAAGAGUGGUUAAAUUGGCUUAACUCAAAGCCAAAUGAUUCUGUACUUUAUGUAAGUUUUGGAAGUUUAACAAGGCUCCCUCAUUUACACCUUGUAGAAAUUGCUCAUGGACUUGAAAAUUCUGGUCAUAAUUUUAUUUGGGUUGUAAGGAAAAAGGAUAGAGAUGAAGGUGGAAAUGGUUUCCUGCAAGAGUUUGAGAAAAGGAUGAAAGAAAGUGAUAAGGGGUAUAUCAUAUGGAACUGGGCACCACAGCUUCUCAUAUUGGACCACCCUGCAACAGGAGGAAUUGUGACUCACUGUGGUUGGAACUCAAUUCUUGAAAGCUUGAAUGCUGGUUUACCGAUGAUCGCGUGGCCGGUGUUUGCUGAACAAUUUUACAAUGAGAAGUUGGUAACUGAGAUUUUGAAGAUAGGGGUCCCUGUGGGAGUGAAAGAAAACAAGUUAUGGGCUAGUUUUGGUGAAGAGGCAAUAGUGAGAAGUGAGGAGAUAGUGAAGGCUGUGGAGAUUUUGAUGGGAAGUGGACAAGAUAGCAAAGAAAUGAGGAUGAGAGCAAAAAUGCUUGGUGAUGCUGCCAAGAGGACUAUUGAGGAGGGUGGACACUCUUACAACAACUUGAUUCAGUUGAUUGAUGAGCUGAAAUCAUUGAAGAAAUCUAAAGCACUUGCUGUUAAAGAAGAUUCUAAGGAUGUCGCUGCCAAGGAUCAAGACAAUUGGAAACAUAAUGAUGCCUCUCUAUGCAACAUUCUUUGGUUUUCAAUCGAUGCCAAACUUCAAUUUCAGUUUCGCUCCUUUAAAAUAUGUUAUGAUGUUUUGGCAAAGGCGAAGAAGACAUACUCCAAUGACGUUAAUCGUUUAUACAUUGUAGUCUCUAAUCUUAUUUCCAUGAAGAAACAAGAAAUGGAUAUGCAAAGCUACAUAGAUCUUGAUUCAGUUUGCAACCAAAUUCUAUCUAGUGCUACUGUUCCCUCAUAUGAAACUGUUUGUGAACAGAUACUGCGUCUUUCGGCCCCUUCAGUUCCUAUUCUAGCCCUUGUUUAUCUCAAUAUGCCAGUUGAAUCUAAUGCACUUGUCUCUAAUUCUUAUCAACGAGGUGGUAGAGGAGGAGGACGUGGACAUAAUCGUGGUCGAACUCGAUGCAACUAUUGCAACCGUUUUGGCCAUGUUGAAGCACAAUGUCACACCAAAGCUAAUCAAAUCAGUAACCCUAUUGCCUUUGUUACACAAACUUCUUCACUUGGACUUUGGAUACUUGACUCAGGCGCCUCUGAUCAUAUGUCUGGUUAUAAGUUGUUUUUCUCAUGUUUGACUUAUAUGGACACACUAACUAGUAUUACUUUGGCUAAUGGGUCACAAACCAAAUGUCAUGGUAUUUUCCAAGCAAAUCCCCUACCCACACUCUCUUUGGACUUUGUGCUUUAUGUCCCUGGAUCGGAGUACUGGGCGACGAUUGGAGUAGGGCAUGAGUCCCAAGGCCUAUAUUACCUUUCAGCACCUACAACGCCUAUUGCAUGUUCCGCCGUCGAGACAUUGUCAAAAAGUCCUUUACUUGAAGGCCGGUUAAUCAACACAACAGACAUCCCUCAAGAUCAAUCAUCGACUUUUCUCACCGGUGCCGUCACUUUUUUCUUCUACUUUUGUGCGGUCAGGAACAUAAAUCUAUCUCUCAUUGAGAUUACAACAUUUAGCUCAAAGGAUUUCAAAAGCAAAAUGGAGUCACAACAACUUCAUAACCAAUUGAAUGUAAUUUUCCUUCCAUUUCCAACUCCUGGCCAUAUGAUUCCAAUGAUAGACACAGCAAGGCUAUUUGCCAAACAUGGUGCUAAUGUCACAAUCAUCACAACACAUGCCAAUGCUUCAACAUUCCAAAAAUCCAUAGACAAUGACUUCAAUUCAGGACACCCCAUCAAAACUCAGCUUAUUCAGUUCCCUUCAGCUCAAGUUGGUCUUCCUGAUGGAGUUGAAAACCUCAAAGAUGCAACUUCACCAGAAAUUAUCAGUAAAAUAAGCCGUGGUAUAUCGAUGCUUCAAGAUCAUAUUGAAAAUCUGUUUCAAGAUCUUGAACCAGAUUGUAUAGUCACUGAUAUGUGUUAUCCUUGGACUGUGGAAUCAGCUGCAAAACUAGGAAUUCCAAGGCUUUACUUUUACAGUUCAAGCUACUUUUCCAAUUGUGCAAGCUACUUUGUUAGAAAUUAUAGACCUCAUGAUAGCUUAGUUUCUGAUACACAGAAAUUUACUAUUCCUUGUUUGCCUCAUACUAUUGAGAUGACACCUUUUCAGCUAGCUGAUUGGAUAAGGGUUAAGAAUUCAGCCACAAGUGUUUUUGAUGUAAUAUUUGAAUCAGAGAAAAGAAGUUAUGGAACAAUAUACAAUAGUUUUCAUGAACUUGAAAGUGAUUAUGAGAAACUUGGUAGAACUACAAUAGGGAUCAAAUCUUGGAGUGUAGGACCAGUUUCAGCAUUUACUAACAACGAUGAUGAAAAAAAGGAUAACAAGGGACACAUUGGAAAAGAGGCAGAGUGGCUAAAUUGGCUUAACUCAAAGGAAAAUGAGUCUGUAUUGUAUGUAAGUUUUGGAAGCCUUACUAGGCUUUCUCAUGCACAAAUUGUUGAACUAGCUUAUGGACUUGAAAAUUCAAGUCAAAAUUUCAUUUGGGUCAUUAGGAAAAAGGAUAAAGAUGAGGAUGGAGAAAGUUUCUUGGAAGAUUUUGAGGAAAGGAUGAAAGAAAGCAAGAAAGGGUAUAUCAUAUGGAAUUGGGCACCACAGAUUUUGAUAUUGGAUCACCCUGCAAUAGGAGGGAUUGUGACUCACUGUGGUUGGAACUCAAUUCUUGAAAGCUUGAAUGUUAGUUUGCCAAUGAUCACAUGGCCAAUGUUUGCUGAGCAAUUUUACAAUGAGAAGUUGCUUGUUGAUGUUUUGAAGAUAGGGGUUCCAGUUGGAGCAAAAGUAAACAAGUUUUGGCUUAACACUGUUGAAGAGGAGGUGGUGAAAAGGGAAGAGAUAGUGAAGGCUGUUGAGAUUUUGAUGGGAAAUGGCCAAGAGGGAAAAAAAAUGAGAAUGAGAGCAAGAAAGUUUGGUGAUGCUGCUAAGAGGACUAUUGAGAAGGGUGGAUACUCUUACAAUAACUUGAUUCAGUUGCUUGAUGAACUGACAUCAUUGAAAAUAGCUAGAGAACUUGAAAAAAGCAGAUUAGAUAAUUGACUUGGAGUUGCAGUUAGUGUGAUUUUAUGAAGUUUUUGAAUAAACAUGCAAGUACUUUUGAUGCUUAUGAUUAUCAAUUAUCAUGUAGGGAUCUGGUUUUCAACUACGUAUCUAUUACUUGUGUGAUGUGUCACUGGUUGAUAUAAGAUUUCAGUUUUACUACAUCAA
Molecule: messenger RNA, 4304 nt
Organism: Cicer arietinum (chickpea)
Lineage: Eukaryota; Viridiplantae; Streptophyta; Magnoliopsida; Fabales; Fabaceae
Source: RefSeq, a predicted model, not a curated record